Scatophagus argus is the source of this 1011-nucleotide messenger RNA. RefSeq lists its product as uncharacterized. The record is from RefSeq and is a predicted model, not a curated record. The transcript has 2 exons. Lineage: Eukaryota; Metazoa; Chordata; Actinopteri; Scatophagidae. Bases 136 to 654 code for a protein of 172 amino acids.
CAAGCAGGCGGUAUGCACACCCACCUCCUCCAGAUUGAUGACCUGCUCAGCCUCCAGCUGGGCCAAUUAACAAGGAGCUUCAACAGUUUAAAACCCACCUGCAGCUCAGCUGAUACUCACUAGCCCAAGGGAACAAUGGAGAAAGCUCUUGUCAAUAUAGAUAUGAGAAGCUUUGAGUAUUCGUCUCCAUCGGCACUUGACAGGAGGUUUUUUGAGGAACAGAGUUUGUUGUCUGCUUUGUCCUUGGAACAAAUGUCCACAUCGAGAGCGUCAAUUGAUACAGAGGCUGACGGUUCUGACGCCAAGCUGUCCAUCCAGGCUUCUUUCUGUCUGUCACUGGACCCCUUUUCUCCACCUCCAACCUUUUCAAUGAGCAGCUUAAAUGCUCAAGAGACUGACAACUGUCACUUGGCUGUGCCUUCACAGGGCAAGUUCUCCACUCCACAAGUGCUCUUUCAAAAGCAAAAAAAGGCUGCUUGUUUCGACCAGCUGUACAGUGAUCUCACUGCCACGCAAAUGUCAUGGGAUGUGUCUUUGAUUAAACCAGAGAGCAACAGCCCAAAACCCAGCAUGGAGUCCAGCGCUCUGGAGCAGACGUGGAGUCCAAAGUCACAGUCUACACAGCAUUCAGGUGUAGGUGAAGUUUGUCCCUGACGAGCCAAAGAACUUCCUCUACACAACCCUCAACAUGGAGAUGUAGGGCUUAUCGGCUGUAUGUGACACCUGCCUCUGCAUCUAACAUGCAUCAAGGAUGAAUCAACAUGAAUUUUAAAACUCUGGACAUACAUGUGAAGGAGAGGGUUUAGCUAACCGUUUUAAAUCCUCUUAUGCUCUUGCAAAAUUGUCGACAAAUGGAAUGUCUGGAAUGUCCUCAAUCUGUUUUUUUUUUGUUUUUUUUGUUUUUUUAACAGGAUCCAUAUGUGAAAAUUAAGGCAGAAAGCUGUAUAUUCCUUUAACCAUUUUUAUUUUUAAAGAUUUAAAUGUUAAAUAAAAGUAACUUUAUUUGCUUAA